Messenger RNA from Anguilla anguilla (European eel), 3649 nucleotides. It is a transcript of the gene ism1, whose product is annotated as isthmin 1. NCBI's taxonomy places the organism in Eukaryota, Metazoa, Chordata, Actinopteri, Anguilliformes, Anguillidae. The coding region runs from base 1106 to 2467 and encodes 453 amino acids. Gene Ontology annotation, biological process: negative regulation of angiogenesis. The record is from RefSeq and is a predicted model, not a curated record. The transcript is spliced from 6 exons.
UCGUACGACACAAACAGCGCGUGUGUGACUGAGAAGAGCCGUUUACUUGCACGCAAAGAAGCGCGCUUUGCAACUGUGCAAACUUGGAGAGCACACGAACAGCCAGACAGGACUGAACUUCUCUGCACGAACGAACUGGACAAUUGUCGGGACUCUAUGGUGCGUUAUUGUAGAAACUCCCAAAAACUGGACUAUAUAAAGGUGUUUUUUAUUUAUUUUUUUAAAUAAAAAUAAAAACUGGCUUGAAAAAACGGUUAAACUGGAGAAACAAGUAGCCUAAACUAUUGAUAAAGCGGUGCACGGUAAAUAUAAAGACAUCUGCAAUGAGUUCAAAUCUAGCCUGCCAUGUCAACAGAGAGCAAAGAUAGGUAAACAUGGAACUUCCACGUUAAGAGAAAGUCGUUGGAUGAAGCAGAAGAGCAAUGUGGCAAAAUUACAAGCUGAACAGGAGUGCAACAGUGAGGCUCUGGAUCGAGUGAAUGUGAAAUUUACCUGGACUCUAUCAAAGAACAGAAUCUUCAAACUUCGCCUGGUGAACCUGUCAUCCGUCAUUUAUUGCUGUUCAUAUAACUGCCUCUUCACGUGCUGUUCGGCAGCGCCAGCCGCUGUAUAGAAGUCUAGGACACGGAGUCUUCUACUCCACUAUCAAUAUUGAUAAAUUGGCCUGAAUAACGAUUAUUAGCACUUUAGAAUCUGAGUAGUCUCGACUACUGGAAUGUCAAUGGAUCUAAAGGCACCGUGACACUACCUGGAUAGCCUAUUUAUAUAUAUAUUUUAAACAUUUGUGGUAAACAGCCUGUUUCACAUAAUUAAUAUUCUAUCCUAAAUUGGAGCACAUGCAAGCCAAAAACCAGAUUAAGGAGCGUCGUCAUCUCUGCACACGGACUUGGUUGCAGAUUUUAAGACCCAAAUUAAAGUAGUGUUUAUUCAAUUUCCUGAGAUUUUUCCCCUUAAUUUUGUCAUUUCGAACCCCGAAGUGGCUCCGCAGUGGUGUUGCGGCUCCUCGUCCGCGGCGGAUCCGGAGAUCGGAGUAUCUGCAGCGGGAGGAGGCAGUAGUGGAACCCCUGUUCCAGCGCAGGGUCCCAAAACCGGUCGGGUGAAAAGAAUGGUUCGGCUAGCAGCAGAGUUACUAUUGCUAUUGGGACUACUUCUCCUGACUUUGCACAUUACGGUGUUACGGAGCAGUCCGCUGCAUUCUGGAAAUGGGACUUUGAACCGAGAUCAAAGCACGCUGCUCCCAGAGAACAGCCUCAAUGCAGAGAGCGGCUCCUCCUCCCCGCUGUUGCCGGGCGACCGCCACCCGGCCACCCCACGCCGGGCGUCCCAGCAGCCCCUGCCCCAGCCGCACCCCCAGUCCCACGCCGGAGCCCUGCAGCGGGACGGGCCGGGGGCCUUCCUGCUGGACCUCCACAACUUCCCCGACCUCUCCAAGGCCGACAUAAACGGACAGAACCCAAACAUUCAGGUGACCAUCGAGGUGGUGGAUGGGCUGGAGGGGGCGGAGCCAGAGAAGGGGCGGAGCAAGGAGAGCAAGCCCAGCUGGGCAUCGCCCAACUGGAGGAACUGGUGGCAGCGGGCGGUCACCGCCCGUCGCCCCGACGACCAGGACUACCGCUACGACGGCAACACGGACGACAGCAACUUUCUUAGACCCCUGGGCGACUGGGACCACAGGGGGUCCCCGGGGGGGGCGAGCAAGGCCCAGACUGAGUACGAUUACAUUGACGGAGAUGGGGACUGGAGUUCCUGGUCAGUGUGCAGCGUCUCCUGUGGCAACGGAAACCAGAAGAGGACCAGGUCAUGUGGGUACGCCUGCACGGCCACCGAGUCCCGCACCUGCGACAUGCCAGGCUGCCCAGGAAUCGAAGAUGCCUUCAGGACGGCUGCCACAGAAGUCAGCAUCCUGGCUGGAACAGAUGGCUUCAAUGCCACAGAGCUGUUUGGCGUUGAUACAGACAGCUGUGAGCGCUGGAUGAACUGCAAGAGCGAGUUCCUGAAGAAGUACAUGCUGAAGGUGGCCAGCGACCUGCCCUCCUGCCCCUGCUCCUACCCCACCGAGGUGGCCUACGGCUCGGCCGACCUCCGCGACCCCGCCGCGGGCCGCGACUUCCGCUGGAAGGAUGCCAGCGGCCCCAAGGAGCGGCUGGAGAUCUACAAGCCGUCGGCGCGCUACUGCGUCCGCUCGGCGCUCUCGCUGGACUCCACCACGCUGGCCUCGCAGCACUGCUGCUACGACGACGGCAUGCGCCUGGUCACCCGCGGCAAGGGCGCCGGCUCGCCCAACCUCAUCAGCACCGAGUUCUCCGCCGACCUGCACUACAAGGUGGACGUCCUGCCCUGGAUCAUCUGCAAAGGGGACUGGAGCCGCUACAACCAGGCCCGACCCCCCAACAACGGGAGGAAGUGCGCCGACAACCCCCCGGACGAGGACUACCACAAGCAGUUCGAGGAGGCCAGGGAGUUCUGAGGGGGGGGGGUGGGGAGAUAGAGGACUGAAGUAGCGGGGAUGGGGAGCUUGGCGAACAAAGUCACCCGCGUUCCUCAGAGACGAUCCCGCCCAAAACAGGAGGGGUGCGGCGUGGCUCCGGGGCGGCUUUCAUUUGGAUAUUACCCAGAAUUCCACAGCGAAACCGAGGCUCCCCCCCCCACCGUGCUGCCCAGUUUAAUUUGAAUUCCUCUCUCCGACAGCAGAAAGGGAACUCCUGUUGGCUUCGGUGACAACGACAAAGCGCUGUCCAACUCUUCAUGCUGUAAUUUCAUAAAUCUUUCAGUGCUAUUCAAAGCAAAACUGUACGCGGACUUAAUUAUAUAACUUCUCUUUGGAAAAUGACUCGUUUGAUAUGUCAAUCAUUGGGCGGACUUCAAAGGGAGGGAUCAUUUUAAUUUGUGUUGCACAAAAGAGAAAAUAAACUUCGCCGAGGACCUUUUUGGACGGCGACUGUUAGCUUCGUCUUUGUCGAGCUUUUAGAUGAUGUCAUAGUGGAAUAUGAGGAGAGUCGAAUGGAGUGAUGUUACCAGUAAGGUGCCAGCUCUGCGAUGAUGUUAAUGCAUUGUUUCCAGGGCAGUUCUCUGACACAAUCAACGGGGGAACGCUGCCACAGUCGUUCAAUUUCAUCUUUUAUGAAGGGAUAUGGCACAUUGAACAGCCAGAGCAGUCUGGGAUUUGCCUGCAAGUUCCUUACAGUCAGGGAGGCAAUGUUAUUUUUUUGUUUUGUUUUUAGUUCAAAAAGUCUGAUCUUGUCCUGGUGCAUUGGUUUGGCUUCAGUAUUCAGGUUCCUAGGCAAGGUUAUAUGCUUGUUUAUUUAGCAUGCACCAUUUUAAAAGAAAUAAUCUACAAGCCUGUUCGUUUUCUUGUAUAAUUAUUAUUUUCUUGCUGGUCCAGGCCCGUUUUUUGCUGUAAGAAAAGAAAUCCCAUUUCCAUUAUUUUUGUAAAGUAUUUAUUGAUCAGUAGUUUCUGUGCAUCUGAUUCAUUGGGUCUGCUUACAGGAUGAGGCCCAUAUUUAGUGUACAUAAAAGGACAUCUGGGCUACAUGCUACAUGUAAGAGGAGGGGCUGCUGGGACAUGAAUGUUUAAAUAAAAACCAUAAAUGGAACUGAACAUUAAAAUGCCCCCAUGCUGUUCUAUACACAUUAUACCUGUGAAACAUUC